CUUUCAACCGAUCUAGUGUGCAGGUGUUGUUGGGUGAGCAGAAUGAACUUCAUUCCCUACCGUAGUAAAAGUGUUCCACCGCUGGUGGCCGGACUGCCGACAGGAAUGCGGGGUCGUGAUUUGGACCGAAAUCAGCGAUCGAUGCCCUACAGUCGAAACCGAUCGUUUGCUGGUGUCCGUAACGAAACGACUAGUAAUGCGCCACCUAACGUCUCUAGACAACCCGAUCGAUCCGAUGGCAGCAAUGUUGGAGGGGACGGUCCAUACGUUAUUGUGGUGGUUGCCGAAGGGCGUGGACAUGCAGCACUCGAGGUUGGUCUGGCGGCUAUCGAUGUAACUUCGCCCCACCUGAAGCUAACCCAGUACGGAGACAACUUCUGGUACUCCGUCACACUGACCACGUUGCACAGUCUUGAUCCCGCGGUGGUUUACUUCUCGGAGCACGCACUCGCCAACGGGACAUCCUACCUGCCGAAGCUGAUUCAACAGUUCCUGCCACAAACGAAGGUCCUCGGAUUGGGAAGGUCCUACUUCAACGAUAGCAUCGCCGAGAGCUACAUGACCCAACUCUGCAGCCGGGACUAUGCUCGGCUUCGAGGAUUGAUCCACAGCAAGUACUAUGGGCUGGCUUCCUGUGGCGCACUGCUAAGACACUGCAUGGAAACGGCGCUGCUGCAGAUUGCUACCAAAACACUGAAGCUGAGCUACAUCGACAAGAUGUCUACGAUGACGAUGGACGUGGAGUGUAUAGGGCAGCUGGAGCUACUCGGGCCACUCCAGAAAGGGGACGAAAAGCGGUCACUGUUUGGCUUCAUGAACCGCUGUAUUACUUCGAUCGGUAAACGACACCUGCGGGCAAACAUUAUCGAGCCAUGGACCAGCCGUGAGCGAUUGGAGAUGCGCUUGAAGUGCAUACGGGAACUGCUUGGCAAGCCGACACUUCUCCAGAGCAUACGGCGAACCUUGACGGAGGUUAAGGAUGUUGGAGGAUUGCUCAAACUAUCGGUGGACAUCGAUCGAAUGAAAACAACCCAUCAAAAUACGAUUCAUAUGCUUAAUCAAGCGUCAAGCCUUCGGAACGUACUGAAAGUAGUUCCAAAGCUGCGCGAUUUGUUGCGGGAUGUCCACGCAGAAUACCUGAACGAUUUGAAGCAAACGCUUGCGGAAUCCGCAUACGGCGAUCUGCUCUGCAAGAUUUGCGAGGUACUGGAUGAUAGUCCAGUGGAACGAAACGCAACCUACAAUAGAUUGUUUCUCGUUCGUGCUAAAAUCAAUUCCGUGCUGGACCUUCUCCGGUCCCUGUACUCCGGAGUUAUCGAUGAGAUUCGUCAGUAUGUGGCAGAGCUAAGCCUCGCCACGCGGAUGCAGCUGAAGCUUCACCAUUCCAAACCAAACGGAUUCCAUCUGCUCUACGUACUAUCGAACGAUGAGGUGGACAAUGUGGCGGAGCAGUUGAGCAGAAACUUUCAGAUACUAACCCGAACCGGCCGACGGUACACGCUCUCCAACGGACGGUUGAUAGCGUUCAAUGAGAAGCUCAAUUCCGUUGGAAAGGAAAUUGAUGAAAUUAGCUACGGGAUUAUUCGAGGAUUGAUCGCGAGUAUUCGGGAUAGUAUAGAUGCGGUAUACAAUUUGGUUGGAUGCCUAACGGACCUUGAUGUGGUUCAGGCACUUGCAACUGUAAGUCAAGGGAAAGAAUUCUGUGAGCCAAGCUUUGGCGAAGAGACGAAGAUAGUUUCCGGAAGACAUCCUCUAUUGGAGAGCUUCUCCGAUGGGCGAAAGAUUGUGCGGAACAAUGUGAUCUCCACACCCGAAUACAACGUGUUUAUCGUCACAGGUCCCAAUAUGAGCGGAAAAACGGUGUACAUGAAAACGAUCUGUGUUUUGCAGAUAAUGGCCCAGCUAGGGUGCUACAUACCAGCAUCACAGGCCCAGGUACGCAUCGUAGACCGUCUACUGACGAUAUUCGGCGAUGCGGACAAUCAGCAGCAGGAUGAUGCCGAUUCUUGCCAGAUGUACAACAAGCUGCAGUUUGUACGACACUGUCUCACUCCGAAUAGUUUGGUCGUGAUCGAUGAACUGUACGGGGACACCCAUCUUCCCGAUACAACCAGUGCCAAGUGGGCCUUACUGGAGCGCAUCAUUGACCACGUGGGAUAUGUUGGUGAGCAGCGUGAGAAACCGGUAGUGCCAACGUUGGCCGCAAUCCGUAAACCAUUCAUUUUCAUAACGACACACUGUAUGGACUUGCUGAGACCGCUCGAGGUACAUCACAACGUCUCACAGCUCUGCUUACAAACCGAAACUGUCCAAGUGGAUGGUGUGGAGCGAUUACGCUACAAGUAUGUCGUCGUCGAGGGACGUACGGCAGUGAAGAGCUAUGGACUCGCACUCGCCCGUACCGUCAACAUGCCGAAGGAUGUGUUAGACCGCGCGGAACAAUUGUGCCGCGUAGAUCUGAGGCAACAUCUUGCCCAGUGCGCCACCAACAAUCGAUCGUACAAUCGUACCGGCAAUCUGUCGACGACCACCUGCCACACCCUCUCGACGCAGGGAAGUUUCAAUGAGUUCUUCAAACUAUUCUACCACAUUUACGGCAAGGUAGCGAACAGUGUGCGUAAUGCGGAGAAUGUACAGCAGCAUCUGACCGAGCAGCUGAAUCAACUGCUCGCUUCCGUACCGGAAGAGGUGCGAGAAUUCCUCCGGGUAACGCCCCUGGAGCAGUUGCUGCAGCUUGACGCUUAGCGCUGUUGUUGAUCGCGUGCUUUCCUGCUGAUGCAAGUGUUGUUGUUUGUUUGCCCAUCAGGCCAUCAGAGGUCAUGAUACCGAGGGGUGGACGAUGAUGAAUAAACAAGUGUUUAGUAGCGUAA
Anopheles stephensi (Asian malaria mosquito) is the source of this 2870-nucleotide messenger RNA. Its product is annotated as mutS protein homolog 4-like. Gene Ontology annotation, molecular function: ATP-dependent DNA damage sensor activity; mismatched DNA binding; ATP binding. NCBI's taxonomy places the organism in Eukaryota, Metazoa, Arthropoda, Insecta, Diptera, Culicidae. The transcript has 3 exons. Gene Ontology annotation, cellular component: nucleus. Bases 43 to 2745 code for a protein of 900 amino acids. Gene Ontology annotation, biological process: mismatch repair; reciprocal meiotic recombination. The record is from RefSeq and is a predicted model, not a curated record.